AUGUAUUUGGACAAGCAAAUUGAAAGUUAUAUCUAUAAUACAGGACAUAUUAUAGGAAAAGGUAGUUUUGGGUGCGUUUAUAGAGGGAUCGAUCAAAAUAAUUAAAAAGAGGUAGCCAUAAAAGUUGUCAAAAAGGCAAAGUUGUAAGGGUAAAAUAAAUAAUUAUUUAAGAGAAUCAUAUUCAUUGAAGGCUUUAAUAAAUGAAAUGACAAUUUUGAAAAAACUACGUUCAAAAAAUAUAGUAAGAUUGUUGGAUAUUUGUGAAAGUCAGUCAAAUUAUUACUUGAUAUAAGAACUUUGUAGAUAGGGGGAUUUGAAAAGGAUUUUAAAACAAAAAUAGCUUGAAGAAUAAGAAGCAAUUAGAAUUUUACAUGAUAUUCUUUCUGGAUACUAAAUUUUAUUAAAGAAUGAGAUUGUACAUAGAGACAUCAAACCUGCUAACAUAUUAAAUUGCAAUGGAAUAUAUAAACUUGGAGAUUUUGGAUUAGCAACUCAAUUAUAGAAAUAGAUGAUGUUGAAUUCACGUGUUGGAACACCAUUAUAUAUGAGUCCAUAAGUUUAAUAAAAUAGUAAUUAUUCGAAUAAAUGUGAUAUAUGGUCAAUUGGUAUUCUAUUUUAUGAAUGCUUGUAUGGUGCAAGUAAAUUAAUUUAUAAUGAUUAGCACCUUGGUUUCAUGAAAAAUCUUAGAAAAUAUUAAAAAAUAUUUAUGAACAACCUCUUUCAUUUCCAUCAACACCAUUUGUUAGUGAUAUCAGCAAAUCAUUCAUUAAAAAAUGUUUAGAAAUAAAUGAAGAAGAUAGAAUAGAUUGGAUAGAUAUUUACAAUCAUAACUUAUUUAGAUAAAUUCCAUUUAAAAUCUAAGGUUGUAAUCCUCAAUUAAUUGUCACAAAAAUUAGAAACAUUAUAAAAACAAGAUAAUUAAACAUAAAUUAAUUAAUUUAAAAUAGUACACAGCAAAAGAAAUUGAAAAUUAGUGAUCUUGAAUUAUUUUUAUAAUCUAUAGAUUAACAAUUUACAUCAGAAGAUGCUGAAUAGGUUUUUGAUAAAUUAAAUCAUAAAAAUGAAGAUUCUAUUCCAUUUGAGUGUUUAUUAUUAUGGUUCAGUUAAAAUGAUGUAAAUAGAUUAAAUAUAAUAAUAGAUAAUCUCACCUUAAGCUUAAGAUAAUGGUUCUCUUCUUUUAACAUAAAAUGAUUAAUCCAUAGUUAAUAACCUAUUAAAUUCAUUAAGUAUUCAAAUUAGAUUAAAUUCGAUUUCAAUAAUUGAAAUAUUGAAAGAUGUAAUUUAUAAUAAUAAUCAUUUAGCUUAAUGUUCAUGAUGAUGAAGAAAUAACUCUAAGUAAAUUCGAACAAAUUUUGUUUAAAAUUGAUACUUAAUUAUCCAGAGCUGAUAUAAUUACAUUUUUUAGAAAAAUUAAUGAGGAAAACUUAAAAAGUAUAAAAAAAGAAGAAAUUUUAAAAAUUUUUUAUGAAGAAUCAGAAUUAGAUGAUGCUGAUCAUGAUGAUUUUUCAAUUUCACCAGUACACAUACCAAUAUAAGGACCUGGUUAAAAAUUGUUAUCCUUUAAGAAUUUAGAAAGAUUAUCUUGA
Molecule: messenger RNA, 1586 nt
Organism: Paramecium sonneborni
Lineage: Eukaryota; Ciliophora; Oligohymenophorea; Peniculida; Parameciidae
Source: the annotation of a GenBank genome assembly